This is a messenger RNA of Aethina tumida (small hive beetle), 1904 nucleotides long. RefSeq lists its product as uncharacterized. The record is from RefSeq and is a predicted model, not a curated record. The transcript is spliced from 7 exons. The coding region runs from base 202 to 1284 and encodes 360 amino acids. Lineage: Eukaryota; Metazoa; Arthropoda; Insecta; Coleoptera; Nitidulidae.
GUCAACACACGGUGGGCGUACCUGGCGUACGCCAAUGCAUCUGACAAUACCUGCAUCCGUCUCGCUUUAGCACGUUCCGGAAUACGCGUGUGCCAAAAUACGGUUUUGCUAGGCGACUUUUAUUUUUGAAAUUUUCGAAAAACGUCAUUCUAGUUUUACUAACGUUUUUUUUUGGAAGGAACGAAAGAAAAUUGACUAAAGAUGCCACAAGGACCUAUGGCAAGUCCCUUGAUGAAGCCUUUCGUCGUCCUCGCGCUUCCCGGCAUGUACUUGUUUUACAAGUACAAUCAGUAUAAGCGCAAAAGAAAAGAGAAUGCCAAAAGGAGACUCACGGAAAGGGAACUUCAGCAUCUACACAAUAAAAUCGACAAAUUGCUGAACAAACUCGAGGAGAGCGAACCCGAAUUGGCCACCACACAAGAGGAAGAGUGUGUCAUCUGCAUCCAUGCCAAAGCGACUAUGCAAACAGCCCCGUGCGGACACCAGGUUGUCUGCAGGAAGUGUUUCGUCAAGACCAUACAAAUAGCGGUCUCGCAAAGACUGCUGCCUCUCCGAUGUGUGAUAUGUAGGGCGAAAAUCCUCAGACUUAAGACAGGACCCAUCCUUCCGACAUCAGCGAGUGGAUAUUCGGUAAAUUCCCGGGCCUCUUCGGUACCCCAAUCGGACAGCCUCUACAGCGUCAGUAGCGGCGGCUCGUCGAUCUCUUCCUCAUCUUGUUCUUCCGAAACCAGCAGAGGCCCCGGACCUUGUUGCAACGGCCAUUGCUUAGGUGCUUACCCGAGACAGCCGGCAACGGGGGCGAUACGAAGGUCGCAGCAGCACGCGAUGAAGAUGCGUCUGCAAGAGUAUUGCAGGCCGGAGAAGAACCACGUUAACAGGUUACCUCCCAUUAGGGAACUGCCUGGGGCCAGCCCGUUGCACGCACCUCCACCUUCUACAAGAAUACGAUGCGCUCAGAAGAUUCUGACCCAGUUAGAGUCGGCGCCCCUCUUGGGGGGCAAAAACUCCAAGAACACCAAGAAUUACAAGUACGAGAAGCUGCCACAGAGCGACGAGGACGAGGAGGAGGACGCGUCCAAGUCGCACGAUAAGAAAUGGUGGUCGGACAAGCGGUGGAAUGAGCGGACGAAAAACGAGGAACGCAUAGACAACAAGAAGAACGAGAUCGUCGAAAAGCAGCUCGAACUUAAGGAGAAGCAGAAGCUGAUAAAAGGCGAUGGCAAAAAGAAGGACGGCAACAAACAGGACACGAAAAAUAACAGUACAAAGGAAGACAGAGUUUAAAGAUUUUAAUCAAAUACGCCUCACAAAACGUCACGUAAACUUACAGAAGCAGAAUUUUUAACGACUCCACUCGAUCAGGGACUUAAUUGCCUAAAAAGAUGAUACCUAUGUAUACAAUUUUAGAAAAUAGAUUUAUUGUAAUUUUAAUGAAUUAACACAAUCGAUUCCAAAUCGUAAAUGUUAAUCCUUAAUUCUAACUAAAACUUAAAUGAAGGAUGUUAUAGUUUCCAAUAUUCGUUAUUUAUAAAGUGCAUUUAAUCAAAAUAAUCAGGGAAUAGUUUUAAACUAGUACAUCGAAUAACAUCAGAGCAAAUCAAAAUCGUUAAAAGUUGUUAAAAAUUCUGUAUGUGGUCAAUUAGUUCAGUCAAUAAACCUUUUGAUAAACAAUAAGUUUUAACAGGUAUCAAUAUGAAUGUGCAUUUGUGAGGUAGAAUAUGAAUCCGGUAAAUGAAUUAUCAAUGGAAUUGUUCACAGAAUUUUCUCUUUACAGGAUAAAUGAAAACAGUUGCCUAAAAUAAAAUAUAAUUAUUAAAGGUUAAAAUUUAAUAAUAUAAACUUAAUUAUUAAAUGUUUUAUUUUCUGUAUACCAGACUAUUUACACAAACAAUUUUUUCAUGAAA